Messenger RNA from Neolamprologus brichardi, 3857 nucleotides. Its product is annotated as sodium- and chloride-dependent GABA transporter 2-like. Gene Ontology annotation, biological process: sodium ion transmembrane transport; nitrogen compound transport; amino acid transport. Gene Ontology annotation, cellular component: plasma membrane; cell projection. Gene Ontology annotation, molecular function: gamma-aminobutyric acid:sodium:chloride symporter activity. The record is from RefSeq and is a predicted model, not a curated record. NCBI's taxonomy places the organism in Eukaryota, Metazoa, Chordata, Actinopteri, Cichliformes, Cichlidae.
AACCGAAGCUACACAUGUGUUGUUACAUUGUCAGCGUUUCUGCUUUUAUGUUCGGUGUUAUAAGCGGGCCAGUCAUGGUGGAAGGUUAAAAAAAGAAGUGAUUAUAAAAGAAAAGACGCUGGGUGUGUUUGUUAUAUCAGUAUUUGGUGGUCACGUGGCCUGACAAUGUUUAUGAAAGGAAGAGUGGGAUCUAGGUUACGCAAAGUAAACGACACGUUACGAAACCUUAGCUAUUGUAACCCUCACUGCUUUUGCUGGGAUUUAACAGUUAAUUCAUAUUUAAGAAAUGUUCUAAAGUUUAGAGGCUCUACUUCAAUUAAUACUACAUGAACGAAUAAUAAAGAAUAUCAUCAUAAACUCUGGGUUGUGUUCGUAUCAUUGCCAGAACCUGCGAUGCCUGAUCAACUGCCUCCAAACCCUGCUGGGACACUGCUAAACAAGUUCCCCCAGGGGAGCCUGCCAAUGGGAAAAGAAGCUACCAAAGACGGCCUACUAGCCAGAGGCCAGUGGGCCUCCAAGGCUGAGUUCCUUCUGGCCGUAGCCGGGCAGAUCAUCGGUCUGGGAAACGUCUGGAGGUUCCCUUACCUCUGCUACAAAAAUGGAGGAGGGGUGUUUUUUGUACCUUACCUGUUGUUCCUGGUGUUGUGCGGCAUCCCCCUCUUCCUCCUGGAGACCUCACUGGGACAGUACACCAGCCUGGGAGGGGUCAGUGCCUGGAGGAAUAUGUGCCCAUUAUUUGGAGGUCUCGGCUACGCUAGCCAGGUGAUGAUCCUGCACGGCUGUGUUUACUACAUAGUCAUCCUGGCCUGGGCUCUCUUAUACCUGUCCUACAGCUUCCAGGCGGAGCUGCCGUGGUCGCACUGUAAUAACACGUGGAACACGAAAGCGUGUUUCUCAUAUGACUCCUACAACCAAACGGCCAAUGCGAGCAGCCUGCCGGAGAACGCCACUUCUCCUGUCAUGGAGUUUUGGGAGCGGGAGGUGCUCUGCCUGUCCAGCACUUUGGACGGGCUCGGCCCGAUCAGCUGGAAGCUGGCUCUGUGUUUGGCCGCCGUCUGGCUUAUCUGCUACUUCUGCGUCUGGAAGGGAGUCAAGUCUACCGGGAAGGUGGUGUACCUGACAGCCACCUUUCCAUAUGUAAUGCUGUUUGUGCUGCUGGUGCGUGGUGCCACCCUGCCCGGAGCCACCCAGGGAAUCAUCUACUACCUCAAACCCAACGUUACCCGCCUGGCAGACCCACAGGUAUGGAUGGAUGCUGGUACCCAAAUAUUUUUCUCUUAUGGAAUCUGCUUGGGAAGUCUCACAGCUCUGGGCAGUUACAACAAAUACAACAAUGACUGCUAUAAGGACUCUUUUAUGCUGUGCCUCCUGAACAGCGCCACCAGUUUCCUGGCAGGAUUCGCCAUCUUCUCGGUGCUGGGAUUCAUGGCUGAGGAACAAGGCGUGGACAUAGGCACCGUAGCCCAAUCAGGACCCGGGCUUGCCUUCAUCGCCUACCCGAGAGCUGUAGCCAUGAUGCCCGUACCCCAACUCUGGGCUGUCUGCUUCUUCCUCAUGAUCAUCAUGCUGGGGUUGGACACACAGUUUGUGAGCCUGGAGGCCCUGAUGACAUCCGUGACUGACCUGUACCCUCACCUGAUUAGACGAGGUCACCGCAGAGAGCUGCUGUUGCUGUUUGUCUGCAUCGUCUGCUUCCUGGUUGGACUGGUCAUGGUCACACCGGGUGGUCUGUAUGUGUUCCAGAUCUAUGACCAUUUCUCCUGCAGUGGAGCCAGUCUGCUGCUUCUCUCCAUCUUCCAGUCUCUGGCCAUCGGCUGGGUCUACGGAGCAGAGCGCUUCAGCGCCAACAUCAGGGAUAUGACCGGCCACAGCCCUCUUCCUUUUUUCAACCUGUGCUGGAAAUACUUGACCCCGAUCGUGUGCACUGCCACAUUUAUAUUUUCCCUGGUGCGCUGGUCACCACUGAGCCUGGGGAAAGGACUGGUGGCUCCAGUAUGGGCCACAACGCUGGGCUGGAUCCUGACCCUCUCAUCCGUUUCUCUGCUUCCCAUCUGGGCCAUCUACGCCCUGGUCACUACCCCGGGAACCCUGACGCAGCGCUUCCAAAUCCUGUGCAGCCCCGUUGAAACCCCGUCACUGACCUUCCACCACCUCUCCAACCAGUCAGCGAUCCCCUCCAGCCCCAGUCUGCCUCUCACUGAGAAGUCAAAGGCACCGUUAAAAGAAAUCAUCUAGGACAAGACGACCCGACAGACACUUAACAACAAUGUAACAGUGGCUGCUGCUCGGUCAGUCGGGUGUGUCAGGCCGGAGGGUCAACUUUAGAGCUAAUGCUGCUGGAUACCAACAGAGGGGCUGGAUCCUCAUCAGUCUGUACUUGCUGACUAAAUAUGUUGUAAUCAAAAGGUGAUCCUUCAAUUAUGGGACAUCCACAUCAUCUACAACAGCCUUCAUCUACAGGAGCAUUUAAAUGAUAAAGCUGAUAUAUUUUCCACAUAUUUAACUUUAGAAGGUUAUUUUGAAUUAGUUUAGUGAAAACUCAGUUAAAGUAAACAAAUCUAAACAAGACCUACCUGAAUGCACCAUCUCGCUGCUAUUGGAAUAGUUUCUUCAGGUUGGAGCUUUCUACAGAGGGUCCAGCCCUGAACUGGGACACAGUUUGUUUAAUCUUUUACACCAGACCCACACCCUGCCUGCCAGAGCUGGUUAUUGUAAAACAGCACACCCUUCUGGCUUUGAAUCAUGUUAUCUCUUUAUCUGCUUUUUUUUCUGUUGUCUCAGUUUAUUCAUGUAAUUAAGGACCAUAUAAUUACAGCUUCUGCUGCCUGUCUGCGCGCAGGACUAAUGUUCCCUUUAUUUGCCAGCAGUCAUACAUACAUAGAGCUAUACUCUCUAUGAGAGCCUGAGAGAUUACCGUUUGCGUUAGCAUGGCUGCUUUGCUUUGGAGUCCAUUAGUGCAUCGAUUCAUUGGGGUGAAGGUAUAAACUGAAAUGACUCCAUGAGUCAGGCGUGUUAUGCAGUAAUUUAUAGGGAUGGGUUUUUAUUUUUUUCUCAUACUUCACCCUCUCUGAUGGCAAUAUCAUGGCAUCUGAAUGGAUCAUAACACGUUUUACCCUCAGACCAAGUAGAGAAGACAUUCAGUCUAGUCCUUUUUAUUGUUGCCAACGCACAGGUGCUUGAGAUCAAGUGCAACAAUCGGUUUUCAUCCAUCACACGUCUUUGUUGUUAAAAAGUUAAUUACUGUUGUUUUUGUUUUGGGUUUUUUUUUUGUUACUUCGUGCAACUGUGCAGUUUUUAUAAAGAUUUGAGGCAUUAUUUAGACAGCUGUGCACUGUAGGGAAACAUGCAUACAGCCAGCAUGCAGUACUGCAGUACUGCUGCUGCGACCGUUUUGUCAGAAAAAUAUAUCUGACUUUAUUUUUUAAUUUCGUGCAUCACUUUUGAGUUGAAAUGUUUUUAGUUGUUCGACCUCUUCAUUGUGAUUUUCUGUGCAGCUCUAACGUGUGAACGCAGUAGUGAUGUGUAGACUCUUUGAAGACAGCGUGUAAAUGGUAGAUACGUUUACAACAUAGAAAACUAACACCGGGAGUGCGAUGAAGGAAUGUGUCCUAUUUGAACAACUUCAGUUCCUUAUGUUUGGACUUGAAAUGUAAAUCAAGAAUAUGUUUUAAUUAUUUACACUCUACUUUCACUCCUGGUUUUUUUCUAUCACCGUUCAGCCUAGUGGAGGCGACGUCUCCAGUAACUUAAUGUACUUUAGGACAGAACCUGUUCUUCACUGGAAACGCUUCUUCUUGAGCAAUUGUGAUGUGUUCAAAUGCAGUAUGUUCAAAGAUAUAAAGAGACCCUUGUGGAAA